AUGUUUCGCAUUCUACCCCAAAUUUCACCUACUUCUACGUACUCAAUGUCAGAUCCAGAACAGCUGCCGGAACCUGUCCAGGUCAAUGACGCCAAGAGGCAAAAGGUCGAACUUCCUCCAGGUAUGUCGAAGAACGCCUGGAAGAAGUUGCAAAAGCAGAAGCGCUGGGAUGAGCAGAAGGAUGAGUACCGUCAGAAAAGAAGAGAGAAGAAGAAGAUUGCCCGCGUAAACAAAAAACUGAGAAGCGAAGCAGAGAAAAAUGACGAAAAUUAUCAUCUGCAAGCGAAGCGUGAAAAGCCACAAUCGCAAAUCCCCUCGGGAGUCUCGGUAAUCAUGGAUUGUGAGUUCGAUGAGUUGAUGAGCGAUAAGGAAAUCGUCUCCUUGAGCAACCAAAUCACCCGGUGCUACUCUGCCAAACGGCACUCGACACACGAGGUGGAUCUUGUGAUUUCGACUUUCAACAAGCGCUUGAAGGCUCGUUUCGAGAAGUCUUUACCAGAUUACAAGCUCUGGCAGAACUUGACCAUCAAGGAGAACGACACUCUUGAGGAGCUUUUGCCAAAAGAUGCCGAAGAAUUGUCAAAAUUUGUCUACUUAACGGCUGAUACCGAGGAAGAAAUCGAUACGCUACAAGAAGGCUACACCUACAUCAUGGGCGGUAUUGUGGACAAGAACAGACACAAACAGUUGUGUUUGAACAAGGCCAAGAAGUUGGGGUUGAAGGUGGCACGGUUGCCUAUCGGCAAAUAUAUCCAGAUGAACAGUCGGCAUGUUUUGGCCACCUCCCAUGUGUAUGAGAUCAUGUGUAUGUGUUUUGAGUUAAAUCAUGACUGGGAGAAGGCAUUCAAUUCUGUUCUCCCGCCUCGAAAACUCCGUGCGGGUAUUGAAGAGCCCAAGGAAAAAAGCGAUGGUGGUUCUACCGAGUCUGUGGAGCCUGAAGAUAAGAAGGGAGAAGACAGCUCUGCGUCAGAUGCCGAGGGAGAAAAUGGCGAAAGCGAAUCUGAACCAAAAACUUCAGAAACGAAUUAG
Australozyma saopauloensis is the source of this 1029-nucleotide messenger RNA. Its product is annotated as tRNA (guanine(9)-N(1))-methyltransferase. The record is from RefSeq and is a predicted model, not a curated record. Gene Ontology annotation, cellular component: nucleus. The coding region runs from base 1 to 1029 and encodes 342 amino acids. Gene Ontology annotation, molecular function: tRNA binding; methyltransferase activity. Lineage: Eukaryota; Fungi; Ascomycota; Pichiomycetes; Serinales; Metschnikowiaceae. The transcript has a single exon. Gene Ontology annotation, biological process: tRNA N1-guanine methylation.